Molecule: messenger RNA, 240 nt
Organism: Strongylus vulgaris
Lineage: Eukaryota; Metazoa; Nematoda; Chromadorea; Rhabditida; Strongylidae
Source: the annotation of a GenBank genome assembly
AUGAACAAAGGGUCGUCCUCCAAUUCUUUAAGAGCGCCUAGCCCGGGUCCACAAGGAAAAGCUGCAAAUGGACCUGAGCAUGAUCUGGGGCAUCGAGGAGAACUGGACAUGUCAGAGAAGUACAAUUACGACCUGAGUAAAGCACAGCUGAAAGCGAGCAGUAGGACAUCCGCACUUCUUGCAGGUUUUGCUAUGGUAAUUGUUUUACUUUCUGCUUACGAAUUAUGUAUUUUUACUUAA